Molecule: messenger RNA, 3687 nt
Organism: Callithrix jacchus (white-tufted-ear marmoset)
Lineage: Eukaryota; Metazoa; Chordata; Mammalia; Primates; Cebidae
Product: cystatin-12-like
Molecular function (GO): cysteine-type endopeptidase inhibitor activity
Source: RefSeq, a predicted model, not a curated record
CGGCUUUCCCUUCGGCUGCUCAGGGCUCAGCGCCCAUCAUAAUUCCGAAGCAUUCCCAUCACUCUGCUAGUUGUGGGAUGCAGCCCCGUGAAGGCAAAGCAGGUGAGCUGGAGACGUCCACCCCGGUCGUGCCAGGGCUGGGCUGGGGCCAGAGGAGGUGGCCCUGAAAAUGUGGAGGCAUGUGUGUUGCAUGCAUGCCUGUGGGUCCAAGGCUGUGUGACCUCCUGCUGGCCUUGUUUGGAGAUGAUGGGAGGAACACUGUGGGGGAGUGGAGAGAGGCACUGGACAGAGGGACCAGUCGAAGGGAGGGCCCAGCAGCUCAGGGCCCCUGUUGCGCAGUGCUGCGUGGGGUCAGAGCUGGGAAGGACGUCACCGGCAGCAGUGGUGACCUCCCCUCCCCCAAGCACUCCCGGCCUCUGGUGCCAACACUCGAGACAGCCAUGUGGUGGAAGGUGCCCCUGCUUGUGGGGUUCUUCAUGCUGGGCACACAUGUCUGCAGCUGCAAAUUUGUAGACACUGAUAAGAACUUGAAGUAUUUUGCCAGUGCCGUGGAGUAUGCUGUGUUUCAGUUCAAUGAGGACCAGGAGGAUGAGUUUGCCUACAAGUUUCUGCGGGUCCACCGGAGCCAGCACAAGACACGGACGUGGAUAUAUUUAAUGGACUUGACGAUGGGGCGUACCGUUUGUAAGAAGCAUGAUGAAGACAUUGACAACUGCCCAUUGCAAGAAGGGACAGAAGAGACAAUGGUGCGCUGCACUUUUAUAGUAGAUGUUCGAUGGUGGUCUUCCCAGUUUACCCUCCUGAACAGCACCUGUGGGGAGAGAAGGUGGUGACAGAGCCCAUGGAUUUUUGCAGCAGAAGCACCCUCUUCCUCCUCUGUAGUCCCGGACCUGUGCAGCCCGGCAGAAUUAAAGGCAUUUCAGAGAACUUUCUGCAUCCCUGAGAAGUUUUCACUCUCCUGUAUUGUUUAUAAGCCAUUGAUAAGCAAUGGAGAAUUUAUUAUCAUCGUUAUUACUUUGGUUGCAGACACAGAGGGUUAAAUAAAUCAGACUUCCUUACUGAUUUGAGGCAGUUCCUAUAGGGUCCCAGCACUUGGUUUGUGUGCUCAUCCCUCCAUCCAUUCAUCCUUCUAUUCCCUUCCUCCUUCUCUUCCUCCUUCCCUCCCUCUCUCCUUUCCUCCAUCCCUCCCUUCCUCCUUCCUUCCCUUUCUCCGUUCCUCCAUUUCCUCCCUCCUUUCCUCUCUUCUUUCCUUCCUUCCUGCCUGCCUUCCUGCCAUCUUUUCUUCUCCAGUUUCUCUAUGCUCUCAUUCAUCCACUCAAAAGGAAUGCAGCACAUUUUCUUAGCCACAUGUGUCCCCUCUGUUUCCAUCUCAGGGACAGGCUCACCAUGGGUGGCCCUUCAGCAGAGGGGCCAGGCCCAGACCCAGGGGUCAGAGAAGCCCACCAAAGCUCACAGGAGGCUCUGCUCUCUGUGGACCCUCAGGGCUGCAUGAAGCACAACCAUGUCUUCUCCAGGGCUUAGAUGUCUUCUCCAGGGCUUAGAUGUCUUCUCCAGGGCUGGGAAGAUGGCAGCUCCAGUCCCCAUUCUCCACCUGCUCCUGAUGCCUGUGUUACCCAUCUGGGACCCAGCCAGGGCUUCAUGGCUGCCGGCACCACUCCCUGCCCCUGGGAGAAGCACUGUGGUGACAGACACCCAUCUCUCUGCUGGGGUCUUGGUCGGGGAACAGCCUUGGAGGGGCAGAAAGUUGAGGGGAUGGUGUGGUGGGGGGCAUGCAUUGACCAAAAACACAGUGCAGCAGUUUCUGGAGGAGUCUUGCAGAAUGAAAGGGCUAGGAGGUCUUUCCGCUUCCAUCCUUGGUUUUGGGGGUGUCUGAAUAUUUCUUGGUAAGAAGUCUGCCUUUUUUUCUGGCUGCCUCGUUACCAUGAAUUUGUCAUUUAUGGGACAGAAUUUUCAGAAACGGCUUCGGGUGGCUCCAUCUGUCAUGGCAAGAAGAUGGGACAGCUAUGGUCUUUGACCAGCCCUUGUGCAGGAUUUGUGUGUAACAUCCCUCCACAAUUUGAUAGGGCGUGUUUAUAUUACCAAGGGUGUGUCUGCAUGCUUAGCCAAACAAAUCUACUGCUGGCCCUUGGCUUUGAGGGCACCGAGGCGGGGAUGGGUGGAGCUCCUGUUCACGGACCCCACGGUUCUGGACAAGUGCAGCCACACCCUCCCUGAGCUCUGGUCAGCAUUGCUCGCUGAUGGAAGCACCUUUACUUUCAAUUCCAAGUGUACAAGAAAGGCAGGGGGUCCUGCUCUUUUUCAAAUUUGCCAGUUCUUUUCUACCUUGAUCCACACAAAAUCCCACUGGUUUCAUUUUGCAUUUCUCUUAGGGACCAGGCAUUACCCCUAUCUGUAGUGCAAAAGAAAAUUUUGGCCUAAAUCAGGAAUACAUGAAGUCUUCAGGUGGUUGGCACUGGGGGCUGUGGCUGUGAAAUGGUUCUUUAAGGUUCCCAAUACUUUAGAAAUUGUGUUUACUGCAGUUGUGUCUUUUGUCCAUGGCCUGUGUUCCUUAGUUCCUGCUCUCACAGAAAUCAAAAAAACAUGACCCUCUUGCAGAUUUCACAAGCUGGUAGUGUCCAGCCAUCAUGAGCUAUGUAAGGAGCUUUGGUAGGGUUGGUAAAUUGUGUGCCUGCCACUCUUGUUAGUUGUAUGAUAAACUCAAAUUAGUAGAUUUUUGAAUAAUGCGUCAAUAUCCAAGAUCAUCCAGAAUCCACAAGUCCGUCUUGUGUCCUGGAGAAAUCUCUCUGGAUUUGGCUCUGUCAUUAGAUGGCCUGAAUCAGUAGGAAGUAAAAAUUUAUUUGGAUAUUUUAUCUAGUUAUCAACCACCACCACAUACUUCUCCAAAGUCUGAAACCCAGAAAUACUGCUUGGGUUCAGUGAACGUGUGUGUAUCAGUCAGCUGUUGACCCCGAAGGGCUGCAUAACACACCACCCCUCCUGUAGCUAACCACAGUGAGCCUUCAUUUUCAGGCACAUAGGUCUACAGGCUGACUGCCCCUUGGCUGGUCCAGGAGGCUUGGCUUCACGUCAAGGUGUCACAGCUGGCCUCACCAAAGGAGUCUGCUCUAAAUGCCUCCUGGGGCCCAGAUCACAUGAUCCCAGACUCAGUGGGCCACUAUGAAAACAUGGUUAACCUUGACCAAUAAUACAAAUAGUGCAAAUCAAAUCAAUGAAGCAUAAUCAUCUCCUAUCCCAUAAAGGAAGGCUAGGCUGAAGGCAGAGAUACAAAGAAGCAGGGAUUGUCACAACUUCUCUAAUCAAACUGGGUUCCGAGUCUCAGCAGCAUUUGGAUCACACAGGGAGAUGGUUAGAAAUGCACGAUCUAGGCCUUGCCUCAGACCCACAAACUCAGCACCUGCAUUUUAACAAGAGUCCCGGGGGUUCAUGUGCACGUUAAUAUCAGAAAGCGCAGAUCCACUACGGUGGUUUUCAAACUUGGCUGCAGAUUGGAACCCCUGGGGAACUUUAAAAACAGCUGACUUCCUGGACCCUCUUCCAGAGAUUCUGGUUUUAUCAAUGAGCUGUGCCCUGGUGUUUGAAAACUUCAGUAUUUUUAACAUGCAGCAGGAUUUGAAAAUCAUGAAUACAUAAUUAGUAAGUGAUGAACAUCUUGGCAAUUGAUAAUAAAUCUCAAUUUGCAUAAAUCUU